AUGGCAGAAGAGAACGCUGCAACUAUCAAGAAUCGACAGCUUCCGGUAGCCUACUGCGAGACUCCUGAUGAGAUGCUGGAAAGAUUCUUGACAGAUGACAGCCUCAAUGAUGUCAUCCUCAAGGGAACAGAUGGUGUGGAAGUUCCAGCCAACCGCUUUUUACUGUCAGCACGAUCUGAUGUGUUUAAAGGCAUGCUGCUGGGCAAGUUUCAAGAGGCAUCAUCACCAGCCAUUGAGCUUGGCUUUCCAGGAAGUGUGCUAAAGGCAGUGGUGGAAUUUGUGCUUACAAGUUCAGCACAAAUUCUCAACUGCAAGAAGCGAAAGGUGUCUGGUGCAGAAGGCAUUGAUGUUUCCAUUCAACAGAUUGAGUCACUGGUGUCAUUGGCAGAGGCUGCCUCCUACUUCAAUCUUGCAGGCCUUGGAGAUCUGGUUCUGACAUCAUUUGAAACCAUGCUAACCAUGCAGCCAUGCUUGUCAUUUGCUGCCUUGCAAGCAUGCAGAAUGGCAGGUGACGGAGUGCUAGAGGUAUUCAUGGAAACGUCAAAAGCUUGGGUCCGUGAAACCUCAGCUAAACCAGUGUCAGUCAAGCAAGUGGCCUCUUUGAGCAAGGUUAUCAUGGAGGAAAUCCUUACAGACUCAGAGACAAAAAUGGCAGAAUACUCCUCGGAAGGUAGGGUGGGUUUCUGA
This is a messenger RNA of Seminavis robusta, 687 nucleotides long. The record is from the annotation of a GenBank genome assembly. Lineage: Eukaryota; Bacillariophyta; Bacillariophyceae; Naviculales; Naviculaceae.